Ruditapes philippinarum (Manila clam) is the source of this 740-nucleotide messenger RNA. RefSeq names its product ankyrin repeat domain-containing protein 54-like. The record is from RefSeq and is a predicted model, not a curated record. NCBI's taxonomy places the organism in Eukaryota, Metazoa, Mollusca, Bivalvia, Venerida, Veneridae. Gene Ontology annotation, molecular function: protein binding.
UGGGCGUCUAUUUGACAUAGACUUUUUAUUUUUUAUUUUGCUUUAUUAGUUAAUUUCUUAGAUAUUUUAUGCAGAUUUAAAGAACAUAAUUGCAAAUUCGUUAGGGGUAAAUGUUUGUUUCAUUUAACUAUGAUCUGAUAACGAAGUGUGACGUCUUUAAAAGAUGGAAACAGAUGAAAGUAGUAACGAGGCAGAUGUAGACAAUCUUUCUAAUGUAGAAAGUGGUUCUGAACAAAAGCAAAAUUCAUUCCAAGUUCCUUGUUUUGAGAUUUCCUCAUGGAGUCCACAGGGUCCUGCCGGGCUCCAGUUUGUAUCUCUUGUGCCUUUCAUGGAAACUCACCUAGUCGGGAAGCAAGAAUGUCACGUUGGAAAGAUUAAAGUGUCGACUACACAUCGUAAACAGCGACUGAAGGAGUUUCACUCGGGAAGAACAACAUGUAGAAAUAUUGUCGAUGAGAGAAGAUUGAGAGCAGCUUGUAAUGACAAUGAUUAUGUGACAGGUAAGUUCUUUUUCCUAAAAGUUGUUGAGUUACUAGAAGGCGGGGCCGACCCGUCCGGUGAAGAUGACAAGAAAAGGACGCCCCUUCAUAUAGCUGCUUCUCAAGGCUACCAACAAAUAGUGAAAGUGUUGCUUGAUAAAGGAGCAGAUCCAAAUAAAAAAGAUUUCAUCGGGAACACUCCAUUGCAUUUAGCGGCCUGUACAUGCCAGAUACCUGUUGUAACACUGCUGCUAAAAGCAG